This is a messenger RNA of Drosophila mojavensis, 258 nucleotides long. RefSeq lists its product as uncharacterized. The transcript is spliced from 2 exons. Lineage: Eukaryota; Metazoa; Arthropoda; Insecta; Diptera; Drosophilidae. The coding region runs from base 67 to 258 and encodes 63 amino acids. The record is from RefSeq and is a predicted model, not a curated record.
UUAGUAUUUGUAAUGUUUUAGUAUUUUCGUAUUCAUAGUAUCACAGUCACACUGUGUCUAUUGACAAUGCCGCUUGGAAACGCUGGCCGAAUUGCUGUUUGUUGGGCAUUUUUAACCGUUGGUGGUGUUUACGCUUUUGUCUUGUCAAAAAGAUCAGUCGAAGACCGAAGGAUUGAGAACUUACGUGUGAGAGAGCGCAUGAGAAAGGCAAACCACGGUGAAUACGAUCACACUAUUUCCGUCAGGCGUUUUGACUAG